Messenger RNA from Bipolaris oryzae ATCC 44560, 621 nucleotides. RefSeq lists its product as uncharacterized. The record is from RefSeq and is a predicted model, not a curated record. Bases 1 to 621 code for a protein of 206 amino acids. The transcript is spliced from 3 exons. Lineage: Eukaryota; Fungi; Ascomycota; Dothideomycetes; Pleosporales; Pleosporaceae.
AUGCCAGGGAGCGGGUUGGCGCCUAACCUUAAUCAAAGGCAGGCGGACGACAGACGGAAUCUCCAGCGACGGGUGAGGGUCAAUGGGGCUGUCGAAGGCAGGCGGACAAGCAGUCGUCGAUGGUCGGGGGGCUGGGGACGGGCGGGAAAGGGGAGGGCAGGCAGCGAUGAAUGCGACGUGCUUGAUGAGUCUGAUUGUCGGUACCAAUGUGAUCAGAGUUGCACCAAGGCGGGGGACAGGCUGAAGGGGGCGGCGAGGGGGCGAGGGAGCGAGGGGGCGAAGCUGCGAGGAAAAAAAAGUGAGGGCGGAUUUCAGCAGCAAAAACAGCUGGCGGUCAAGCGCCUGUUCCGGCCAUUGGGCCACAGCCAAAAAAAAGAGGGCCCUUUCCAGCCUGCAGCAUGCGCAGCACGCAGGCAGACAGGCAGCCAGCAAAAGUCCGAAUUCGGGUACAUUUUGGUCAAAUCAAGGGCUGGCGAGGCAAAGAAAAGCCGCCUGGUACCGCCGACUCGGUGGCUGAUUGGCUUCUCGCGUGCGUGUGGCAGCCAACUACCACCAACCUGCGGUGAGAGUGACACACAAUUUGGCUUUUUGGCAUCAACGUCACUCACGCACACGCCCUGA